AUGCUUUGCGCAAUCUCGGGAGAGGCACCACAAGUGCCCGUCGUCUCGCCCAAGAGCGGGAGCGUUUUCGAAAAGCGCCUCAUCGAAGCGUAUAUCGCCGAGAAUGGAAAGGACCCCGUGAACGGAGAGGAGCUCUCUACAGACGACCUCCUUGAGAUCAAGUCCCAGCGUGUCGUUCGGCCCAGACCCCCCACCCUUACAUCGAUUCCUUCGUUGCUCAGUGUUUUCCAAGAAGAAUGGGACGCUCUGGCUCUCGAGACCUACACAUUGCGACAGACCUUGGCACAAACACGACAGGAACUCAGCUCCGCGCUCUACCAGCACGAUGCCGCCGUGCGGGUGAUUGCUCGAUUGACGAAGGAGAGAGACGAGGCCCGUGAUGCGCUAUCUAAGGUUACUGUCGGUGCCAGGAGCGCCGCUGCCGCUUCUGGCGAUGCUAUGCAAGUUGAUGCGACCGGUCUGCCUGAAGCAGUCCUGGCACGCGUGGAGAGCACACAGGCAUCCCUGUCUAAGACACGUCGCAAGCGUCCUGUUCCGGAAGGUUGGGCUACAAGCGAAGCCAUUUCCACAUACAAGCCUUCGGAGAGCACCGAGGCUCUUUACCCGGGCAGCAAGGCAUUGGCUGUCAAUCCAUCCGGAGAGCUGGCACUGAUUGGCGGCGCAGACGGAGCUGUUGGUGUCUAUUCGAUCUCCCAGAAGCAGGUCAUCCAAAACUUGCAGGCGAGUGGGCCUGUCACCGAUGCCGCCUGGGCGGGCGAGAAGGCUAUCGUGGCCUCGUCUACAGGCUCCGUCAAGGUCUUUGAGAACGGAAAUGAAGUCGCAAACUUUAACUCCCACGCCGGAGCUGCAACGGCGCUUGCCGUGCAUGCCACUGGCGACAUCGUCGCCUCGGUUGGCGCUGACAAGAGCUAUGUCCUGUAUGACCUGACGACGAACUCGGUCAUUACUCAGAUCUUCAGCGACGCAUCUCUUCUUUCCGUAAAGAUUCACCCUGAUGGUCACCUGGUUGCCGCCGGUGGCGUGGACGGACAAAUCAAGAUCUUCGACAUCAAAACCGGUGCGUCGGCCGCCAGCUUCGCCAUGUCCGGGCCUGUGAAGUCUCUGUUCUUCUCCGAAAACGGUGUGUUCUUGGCCGCGGUCACCGAAAACUCAACCACCGUGUCCAUUUGGGAUCUCCGCAGUGCACAGGAGACCAAGGUCCUGGAGACGGGCGGCCCGGUCGACUCUAUCAACUGGGAUUACACCGGCCAGUUUCUCCUUACAGCCGGCCCUAGCGGCGUGACGGUGCACCAGUAUGUCAAGGCAUCCAAAUUGUGGUCGGAGCCCUUGCGCAGCGCGGUGCCCGCGGUUGCGGCGGCUUGGGGCUCUGCUGGCCAGUCUAUAGUGGCGUUGAAUCGCGAGGGAGGCGUGACGGAACUGACGGCGCAGUAA
This is a messenger RNA of Aspergillus ibericus CBS 121593, 1431 nucleotides long. Its product is annotated as WD repeat PRP19 family protein. Gene Ontology annotation, molecular function: protein binding; ubiquitin protein ligase activity. Gene Ontology annotation, cellular component: Prp19 complex; cytoplasm; U2-type catalytic step 1 spliceosome. The record is from RefSeq and is a predicted model, not a curated record. Gene Ontology annotation, biological process: protein ubiquitination; DNA repair; mRNA splicing, via spliceosome. Bases 1 to 1431 code for a protein of 476 amino acids. Lineage: Eukaryota; Fungi; Ascomycota; Eurotiomycetes; Eurotiales; Aspergillaceae. The transcript has 5 exons.